CUUUUCGGCACCAGAUGUAACCGCUGUGAUCUGCCGUUCGAUCGGAGUGAAUUGGUGAUGCGAGCGAGACAAGCCGUUUACCAUGUGGCAUGCUUUUCAUGUGUGGCUUGUGAAAGGCAGUUAAAGACUGGGGAUGAGUUCCAGAUUAAAGGGAAUUCCUUGUAUUGUCGAGCAGACUGUGAAGCGGGGAAUGUUCCUGAGCCUUCUUCAAUACCAACUCCCUCAAUGUUUGCCAAUGACGAUUCUUGGGAAACUUCUACGAUGACGUCACUGGAUCCAACAAAUAGCCCUCCGCUUUCUGUGCGCUCUCCCAAGUCUGAUGACAUGAACACUCCCCAGCAAAACAAUGGUUUUCAUAACGCUUCUAGCGGUUCAUCUGGAGGUUCUUCAGGAAAAAAGAAGAAGGACAAACAGGAACAACUUGUAGAAAUGACUGCAUUGAACGCAAGAGUUAUCCGAGUAUGGUUUCAAAAUAAACGAUGCAAGGAUAAGAAACGGCAAAUCCAGAUGAGAGACAUGGCUGCGAAUGCUGAAAAGGUUUGUUCUCAGUUGAGUUUUUUGCCCUAA
Molecule: messenger RNA, 567 nt
Organism: Strongylus vulgaris
Lineage: Eukaryota; Metazoa; Nematoda; Chromadorea; Rhabditida; Strongylidae
Source: the annotation of a GenBank genome assembly